Messenger RNA from Rhodotorula toruloides NP11, 2067 nucleotides. RefSeq names its product catabolite repression protein creC. Lineage: Eukaryota; Fungi; Basidiomycota; Microbotryomycetes; Sporidiobolales; Sporidiobolaceae. Gene Ontology annotation, biological process: carbon catabolite repression of transcription. Gene Ontology annotation, molecular function: protein binding. Bases 1 to 2067 code for a protein of 688 amino acids. Gene Ontology annotation, cellular component: cell division site; cell tip; nucleus. The transcript is spliced from 8 exons. The record is from RefSeq and is a predicted model, not a curated record.
AUGGCGGACCUGAAUCUCCCGCCGCAGUCCUUCUUCGCGGCGCCUGAAGGCGAGUCCUCGCUCUCCUCAUUCUCCGGCGUUUACACCCUCGUCUCACAACAAAGCAUCGUCCCAAACUCGAACACCAUCGGCUCGAGCACCGCACACUUCACUCCAGCCCUCGGUAUCGCCCCGCCCGUCUCUGUCGGCCUCAACGGUGCCCCUGCACAACCUGACCAGACUCAACCGGCUGCUCCUCCGCUUUAUCCGUCGAGGUUGGCGGCUGUAUCGGUGCGACUGCCGCUGAAGGAGGGAGGGGCGGGAUUGGCGGGACUAGGGAUGUCGAUCGGUCGAGGGAGGGGGAGGGACCAGGAUGGAGGAUCGUCUGCUGGGAUGACUGCGUCGUUCACGAGCGACGGAAGCGCCGAACGAGAUGGAGCGAACGGAGCAGGAGGAAGCGGUGCGGGCGGUUCGAACAAUCCGCCUCCCAGCAGCCCUCCCCUGAAGCGCAAACCGCUCACGAGCUCAUUCUCGAUGCUCGGCGGGCUUUCACUCGCAGCGAGCGACGGAUCAGGCGGAGCAGUACCGACGAGUCGACCCGCAAGACCGUUCAAAGGCUCGAGUUCGUCGUUCAUUCGCAGUUGGGAGGGGUUGCCGAUUAGUCAGGUGCAGCUGAGGGCUAUUGCGGAGGCGAACGCAGGGAGGGACACGAUUUUUGGGUUCCAGACGCUUGGGAAGGCGGUUGUGUGGACGGAGAUUGGGAAGGGGAAGAAGGACUCGCUGAGCCGCGUCAUCUUUGCCAAUUUUCCGACUUGCAUCGACGCGAACCAGCAUACCGCCUCGCACACGCAGGUCGACGUUCUGAUCGGCUUCAACUCGGGCGACAUCGUCUGGAUGGACCCGCUCACGGCCCGCUACUCGCGAUUCAACAAAUCCGGCUGCAUCACCUCUUCCGCCGUCACCUCGAUCCUCUGGCUCCCUCCCGCUCCUCCCAAGUCCCCCUCCUCACCCUCAAUCGACCCCUCCUCUCCCUCGACCACAAUCCGCUCAAACCUCUUCGUCACCUCCCACGCCGACGGGUCCAUCAUCCUCUGGGACAAAGACAAAGAAGACUGGAGCGGAUUCGUGCCGCAGCCUUAUCCCCCGAUCAGAUCCGCCUCCUCGCCUGCGACGGGUCAGAAGGAGAACGAGUGGCCUCUCGCUGGUGCGGGAGCAGCGACGAUGGGCGCGGGAAAGAUCGCAGAUGGGCAGGAGGAUAUGGUCGUGAGCAAGUUGCCGCCGACGGAUCGGAAGGGUCAGAGUACGGCGAGGUUCAAUCCGGUGUCGCAUUGGCGGGUCAGCAAGAAGCCGAUCAAUGCGCUUGCCUUCUCGCCGGACCUUGCGUUGUGCGCUGCAGCAGGAGAAGACGGAUGCCUGCGGAUCAUCGACGCGGUGGAGGAGAAGCUGCUCGACUGCUUCUCGAGCUACUUCGGCGCGCUUCUCUGCGUUGCAUGGAGUCCUGAUGGUCGCUUUGUGGUGACCGGCGGACAAGACGACCUCGUCACGGUCUAUGCCCCGCUAGAACAACACAUCGUUGCUCACUGCCAAGGCCACGCUUCCUGGGUGACAAGCGUUGCGUGGGACGCAUGGCGGAGCGAGGACAGGACGUUGCGGAUCGCGUCGGUCGGCGAGGACUGCAAGUUGAUCUUGUGGGACUUGUCGAGCGCAUCGUUGACGAGGCCGAAGGCGCAUGCCCACCCGCACGUCCGGCGACACUCUGCCUCGUCGCAAGUCUCGCUCAACCGGCGCUCGAACAGCGAGUCCGCAUGGCACCUCCCUCUCGACCGCACCGAACGAUCCGCCGGUCCCGCCUUCCACCCUGCACCCCGACGAGACGACGUCUCGCUCCUUCAACCUGUCGCCGUCAAAGUCCUCUCGACCGACCUGUUCAGCGGCGUCCAGAUCCUCCCCGACUACGUCUUGCUGGCGACGAGGGGCGGACAGGUCAAGCAGUACGACCGUCCGCCCAUCCACGAGUCGUUGCUCGGCGGGCUGAGCAGCGAGUUUGCGGCGUCGGUUGUGCGGCUCGAUGCGCGCGCGCGCGGGUGA